Molecule: messenger RNA, 905 nt
Organism: Fusarium verticillioides 7600
Lineage: Eukaryota; Fungi; Ascomycota; Sordariomycetes; Hypocreales; Nectriaceae
Exons: 1
Coding region: 328-765 (145 amino acids)
Source: RefSeq, a predicted model, not a curated record
GCACUGCAUAUCAUCUUGCAAUGUCCCUGGAGACAUCGACCCACGCGGGGACGUCAAGCUUUGUGUUGGAGAAACGGACCCUGCCACCUUUACAGCCUGUUCAGGGGCUCUAGCUAGGGCAUCGCCAGUCUUUGAGCGCAUGCUCUUCAGGCAAUUCAUGGAGUCGAUACCAAAAAACAGCGGAGAUUAGCUUGUUGAGCUGCCCGAGGACGAGCCAGAAGCAUUAUCCAUCUUUCUACACAUAUCACAUGGCCAAUUCGAUCAGGUACCCCGAAUUCCAUUAAUAGAUGACCUGUACGAUCUCACACAAAACCAUCAAAGGAGUCCAUGGCCAAGAGCCUAUGGAUAGCAUGGGAGUUUGGACUGAAAGACCCUUUUUGCCGAUUGGCAAGAAGAAUGCUCAUGGAAUCCGAUGGCUCCGAAGAUCGCCAUCUCAAAAUGCAACCAGACAUUAUAGGAAAGUUUCCAACCAACAUCACCUCGACAAUUACUAAUUCAGUCUUGGAGAGAAUAUCCCCAAAUCGUUUCACGACCAUCCAAGCACUUCUAGAUAUCAUCAGAAAGCUCAUCAAUGAUCUACUAGUCGUCGAUGAGAAGCCCCGCUGGUGUCGGCAUGCAGAGUGGAUGGGGCCGCAUCGCUGCGAAUCCAUGAUCUUUAACGUUUUGUCUCGCGCGAGGGGGCUUAUGGCCUUUACCACGGGCAGAAGAUGUCAUGGACAGCAUCGUUGGACUGCGUCGCAAGAUGACACAGCUGGGGAUCCAUGACAUUGGAAAGGUCGAUGACCUUGAUCAUUCACAUUACAAUCCAAUGCAGUUCUUGUUGAGCGAAGUGGAAAGGGUAUUAAUUGACACUCGGAAUCCUGUUACUAAGGAUGACUUGGAAGCGAUGGACAAACAGUGGAAGA